AUGCGAUACUCAACAAGAAAACGACCAUUACGAUCAAAUAAUCAUGUGACCAACAAAUCUUCAAAAAAAUUAAAAAUAUUGAAAGAAAAUCACGAUAAUGAAACAUCCGAUAUUGUCUCGUCUGAAACGUCUAUCACAACAUCGGUUGACAAUGCUACUAAAUCAACUACAUCAAAUAAUAAAAAUUGUGACCAUGCUGAUAUCAAUCAAGAUAAUUCUGAUGCCGAAGCACUAAACAAAUCACCAGUUUCUCUUAACCAUUAUAAAUCAGCUGAUGUAAGUGCUAAGGCAAACCAUGAAUCAUUGAUGAAUUCUACAGAUAAAAAAACACCUCGUGUGAAACCUGUACUUUCUUUGGCACCACUGAAUCAUUUAGAUGCCAGUACAAAAAAAGAACAUUGGCGGAAUCAAUUACUUAACAUUGGUACUUCAUCAAAUAGUCGUCUCAGCAGCACGCCAAUAUCAAACCAUAGUAAAAAUAAAAAUGGCACACGGUCUACACAAAUCAAUACCAAAUUGUUUAGUUCGGAUUACGAUGGAAACAGAGCAUCAACAAAUAGUUUGCAUAUUACUCGUCGGUCUCCUGUACGUAAAAUUCUUCAAAAUAACGCUUCUUCAAGCAUUACAGGCUGUGCUUCCCGAUUGACUGGCAACAAUCGAUCUCCUGCUACGAUGUCCAGUAAUACACGUGCACUUAUUGAAGGUUCUUUGGAAUAUCGUGAAUUAAAACGUCUUUUCAAUGAAGAACAAAGAAAGAAUCGAGAGUUGAGAAAAGAUUAUGCUCUUCUCAAGAAAGAAUUAGAUAACCUGAGAAGUUCAUCAAUUCCCCGACCUUCUGCACCAGUUGUUGGUUGGCUGGAAGAGGUACUUGGUUCAAUUGAUGAAGGUCAAUAUCAAGGAGAUGGUCGAUCAAAAUCAGAAGUUGCUGAUGCACUAAACUUGGAUCCAAUUUCAUUAUUAACCGUUGUUGGUCGUACCGCUCAAAAAACAGCAUUAAAGAUUUUUCGUCGAAAAUAUCCAACGCCAAGAGCUCGUGCUAAUAUAGGAUCAAUAGUGGAAAUGGAUGAGGAAGAACUUCAGAAUAUCUACGUUUACGCUCGGUGGCUUCAUCGGAAAUACCAUUAUUCAAUAUCUGAUAUGCGUAAAGCUAUUGCAACAUCUAUACGCAAUGCAGUCAAUUAUGUACGAAAGCUGACCUAUGAACAAGAUGUUCAACUUAAUGCCAUUGCAUCUGCAACUGAAUUAGAUGAUAAAGAACGUGAUCGACAAGUACAAUCAGCUCUUGAUAAUCUUCAGCGAGCUUUGGACAAGUCAAAUAUCGACGAAGACGAAGAUGAAGAUUAUGAAGAAGAACUCAACUCUAUCGAAGAUUAA
This is a messenger RNA of Rotaria sp. Silwood2, 1374 nucleotides long. Lineage: Eukaryota; Metazoa; Rotifera; Eurotatoria; Philodinida; Philodinidae. The record is from the annotation of a GenBank genome assembly.